CCGUCUGCAGUAGACUUAGCAGUAAUGAUGCUGCAGCCCCUCACCUCACAUAUAAAAGGAUCUCACACACAGAGGUGAGAGAUCAGAGAUCACUGCUCACUGUCAGCAAUGGAAACGUCUUCAGUCCUCCUUGUUUGCCUCCUGGUGACAUGUUCAGUUUUGACAGUCCAUGGAAGAAGCUUUGAAGUCAACAUUGAUGAUGAGGAGCAGGUGGAUGUGGAAAUCUCAGUGGGGGCUCGCAAGAUUCCAGGUUUGUGCUGGGCAUGCAAGUGGGCUUUGAACAAAGUGAAGAAAGUCCUUGGACCAAAUGCCACCUCAGAGAACGUGAAAUCAAAGUUGAAUGCCGUCUGCAAUGAAAUUGGCCUCUUGAAGUCUGCGUGCCACAAAUUUGUGAAGACACACCUCGGAGAAUUAAUCGAGGAGCUCACGACCUCUGAUGAUGUGAGGACAAUCUGUGUGAACACCGGAGCCUGCAAGCCUAAGGAGCUGCUGAACGAGCUCUUUUAUCUCGGAGACGAAUAUCCUCAAAUUAAAAUGAAGAAAUUUCCCUGAUGCUGUAUGCAUGAAUAAAAAUAAAACUGCAUUAAUUUGUGAUUUAAAAAGAAAAACAGUGGGUGUUUUGUGGUAGAGACUGGCCACACACUCAGUGAUUUCAGCCUUCUUUUUGUCACUGCAUUUUGUCUGCACUGCACUUUGGCAAGUGCUGUUAUUUAGUUUGCAGUCCUUGUAGUGUAACUUUCCACUUCUGUAUCUGUACACAAUUGAUUUCAAUAAAUACUUGCAUUUCAAA
Lates calcarifer (barramundi perch) is the source of this 790-nucleotide messenger RNA. RefSeq names its product antimicrobial peptide NK-lysin-like. Gene Ontology annotation, biological process: lipid metabolic process; defense response to bacterium. The record is from RefSeq and is a predicted model, not a curated record. NCBI's taxonomy places the organism in Eukaryota, Metazoa, Chordata, Actinopteri, Centropomidae.